UUUGUUUAGUGAAUUUUAGACAUAGGAGACUAAUAACGUACCAUACUACUGUUACUGAGAAAAAUAAGGGUCGUCUGCGUUGCCAAGUCAGCAAGCAGUUCAUGAAGAUUGAUUGAUUGUUCAUUUUAAUUUUUAAUUAUUUGAUUGUGUUCACUCUAGCAUUUCAGUUUUAAAGAGUUUUUUUUGAUUGUGUAUUGAAGUCAAGCUUGAAUUAGUCUUUACUUUUUCUAAUCUCUAACAUUGAUGUCCUAAGUGGGCAUUCAUCUAGAAGGGAUUUAAGCUGGCAAGUGCUCUUGCUGCAAUUUCACUCUCACUGAAUCAAAUUCUGCACACUGACCUGAGCAGCUUUUGUUUUUCAGAGAAUUUUUUGAAAAUGCUACAUAUACUGAUCAUGAGUUUCUUUAUCAUGGGAUAUUCUGGGAGAAGUUUGGGUAUAGUGAUCCCAGAAUGUGAGCUGCAGAAAAAUGGAGAUAUGUAUAUCAUAGCAACAUUGAACAUUUGUUCCACGUAUUCUAAAACACUUAAAGUUAUAAACAUGGGAAAGAACACAGCAUUACAAGCACUCAGGGUUGCAAUGGAGACACUCCAGACAAGGUAUGACAAUUUUGAGAUAGGAUACAAGUUCUACAGUAGAUGUGGAUACUGCAACAGCAGUGAUAUUAAGAACACGUCAAAUGUGCUUCUUCACAUAUCAGAUGAUUAUUUUGGCUUCUCUAGAUUUAAUCUUCAAGCACCCAUCCAGGCUAUAUUCCGUGGAAAUGAAUUAUAUCCAUUACAAAAACUGACUGAACCAACAGUGAAUAAAGAAUUUGACGAGUUUUUUAAAGCACUGCAGUGGAAUAUUGUGGAUAUAAUUUCUGAAUCAUCCAGUGAAGACAUAGAGUUUAUAAAUGAAAACAACCCGAAUUAUUGUUCUGAAAAACCACUGGUAUUUGCUGACCUUAGUGCCAGAAAUGUGACCGAAAUUUUUGAAAAAACACUUCAAUCUUAUUCAAAUGCUAUUUUGUACUUUGGUAGUUUUAAUCAUUUUUACCAGCUAAAUGAUUUAAAUAAGAAAUUAAACAAAACUUUAAUGUACUAUUCUCUUAAAUAUCUAAGUGAGUUGCAAGAUGGUUAUAGUCACCUAAAUGGAACAAUUUUGAUCUUCGAUGAUGUACAAAGUGCUGAUUUUGAGGAAUAUGCUGGGAGAUUCGUGGAACUUCUGAAAUUUCCACACAAGUACUCAGAUGUCAACAUCACUAUGAAGUGUCAAAACAAUAGAUGGAACUCAGAAAACAGGUUAUCUUCUUAUAAAAGGGAAAUUGGCCAAAAUAUCUUCAAUUUCAUUCAACGCCUUUACAAGGUUGUUAACAACAUAUGUUCAAAAAAUCUGCCUGAUUGCCUGUCAAGGAACAUGCCAGCCAAUUCAGCUGAGGAUAUUAAAUCCCAGUUUGUGGAUAGAAAUAUCUAUUUUGAUGGACUUCUCUCAAGAGCUUAUUUUGUGGAAGCAGAAGGGUCACAAAUAACUCUGACGUGCAUCAGUGAUGUAAAACAGUCACUUCCAUCUUCUUGGUGCCCAAGAUCCUGCUCUGAAUGGGAGAGGACUGUACAGAAAAGCGACUGUUGUGUAGAAUGUUCAAACUGCUCAGAGGGGACUUUCAGCAAUGGAACAGCCUGUCUCCAUCUCACCAUUGCCUAUGAGGUUUCCAUCUAUAUCCUGUCCCCACCAGGUAUCCUGCUAUGUUUUGUGUCACUUUGUGUCUUCCUAAAACAUGCAGAUACCCCCAUUGUAAAAACCUCUGGUGGUUACAUUUUCUACUGCUACCUUUCUGGGCUCCUCAUUGCUUUCUCCAGCACCUUCUUGUUCACCGGGAAGCCAACAGAUAACAAGUGUCUCACUGGCCUGCCUCUGUCUGCUCUGGGGUUUGCUCUAUGCUUCUCCAGUACGAUUGCUAAGUCCUGCCAGACUUCAAAAAUUUUGCAAAAGCUGAGUAAGUUCCAGGUACAUUUGAACAUUGGCUUUAUUGUGGCGGGCACUCUAGGGCAGGUAGCCAUUUGUUUGGCAUGGAUGCUGAGUGAUCCCCUCAAAUUCGUUUACCUCCCAAAAGGACAGGUCAUCACAAACAUGGCCUGUGACUGCACCAACCAAUAUUGGUACUACAUUUGUUUCUGCUACCUUGCUAAUCUGUGUUUGAUUUCUUGGAGCCUGACCAUCAAAAGUGCUGUUCCUCCAAGGUUUACUGACACCAGUGCUAUCUCCUUUAGCAUACUAAUCUUUCUCUCCAUCUGGGGAUGCACAAUGUUCGUGAUCAUCAGUGAAAAUGAUGGCCUUCAAGCUGUGAUACUUGGAGUAUCCAUUGUUUUGUCCUGCUGGGGUAUCCUGGGUUGCCUAAUUCUGCCCAAAGUAUUUGUCAUUCUUUUCAGGCCAGAAAGAAACAACGAGCAGUGGAUGAGCUAUGUCACAUACGAGUACUGUCGCCAUAUUGCUUUUAAGGCUGACUUGAACUUUGAAAUUCAGCGCUUACAUUUCUCUUCUCCACAAGCGAAACAGUAAUGCAGAAAUUGGAACACAGCAGUCUGCUUUAUCUUCUGAUGCGCCUCAGCAAACAGUUUAUAGAGUAAAGAGCAGUGAAAAGGAAGCAGUCACAGCAUCCAUGCUUUUGAUAGCCUAGAAAGAGGCCUGCAAUGUUUGAGCUGAUACAGCAUUUCCUACAUCCCUUUAUUGUAACCUUGAGUCAACACUAUUGAAUUGUCUUCUUAAUUUUGUUUUAAUGUGAUUUUAGAUUGUGGUGCACUGUAGGCUAAUAGUUCUAAACUGCUUUGGCAUGAUUUAUCAAUAUUAACUUAAUUGUUCUUAGCAUUUCUAUUGUUUUAUCAUGCUAAUUUUAUGUUAGGAUAUUUUAACUGUUUUAGUGUAUGUUUAACUAUUAAACACUUACAAUGAAUACCCUCCAAAUUAAAGGAGAUCUUUUAAACCAGAAGUCAUGCAUACAAGCAAUAAUGAGACUCCUUUCAGAAUUUCAAUAUGUCAUUGCAGGGCUAAAUGGAGAUAGAAAGCAGAUAUAAAGGCAACAAUUAAAAAAGAAUUUAGAAACACAACAGAAUCUAUCCAUCCAUCCAUUUUCCAACCCGCUGAA
Molecule: messenger RNA, 3116 nt
Organism: Polypterus senegalus (gray bichir)
Lineage: Eukaryota; Metazoa; Chordata; Cladistia; Polypteriformes; Polypteridae
Exons: 8
Coding region: 374-2533 (719 amino acids)
Biological process (GO): G protein-coupled receptor signaling pathway
Cellular component (GO): membrane
Molecular function (GO): G protein-coupled receptor activity
Source: RefSeq, a predicted model, not a curated record